ACUCAACCUAUUCACAUCUUUCGAGUGAACAUUAAAACAACAAUCAUGAAGUGCAUCGCAGCUGUAGUCAUGGUGGCCCUCGCCGUUGUUGCUGAAGGUUCUUAUGUUCCAUCGAUUUACGCUCAUCACGCUGCGCCAGUGGUGACAUAUGCUGCACAUCAUCUGGUCAACCCAACCGUGGUUCAGUCCAAUGAUCAUCAUAGCUGGGCUCAUGCUGCCAUUGCACACAACACUCUGGCUCAUCAUGCUCCAAUUGUUGCCUACAACCAUUGGGAUGCUCAUCACGUUCCAGCCGUCGUUGCUGUUGACAACCAUCAUGGUCAUUGGGAUAACCAUCAUCACGCUGCUGCUGUGAUCGCCGCCCCAGUGCACCAUUCUGCUUCGUAUGUCGCUGCUAACCGUGGUGCCGUUCAUAAGGCUCCACUUGCCGGACACGCCGUCAACCAGAAGUCCCUGAAUCUGGCCCCAGCUCCAGGAACUUUGUAAAUUCCAUAGACUGAAUUAUCAAACCUGUCAGACCAAUGAAUAAAUGUUACGAUGACCAAGUAA
Messenger RNA from Toxorhynchites rutilus septentrionalis, 549 nucleotides. RefSeq names its product adult cuticle protein 1-like. The transcript has 2 exons. Bases 46 to 486 code for a protein of 146 amino acids. The record is from RefSeq and is a predicted model, not a curated record. NCBI's taxonomy places the organism in Eukaryota, Metazoa, Arthropoda, Insecta, Diptera, Culicidae.